Saccostrea echinata is the source of this 4802-nucleotide messenger RNA. RefSeq names its product vesicle-associated membrane protein/synaptobrevin-binding protein-like. The coding region runs from base 94 to 852 and encodes 252 amino acids. Lineage: Eukaryota; Metazoa; Mollusca; Bivalvia; Ostreida; Ostreidae. Gene Ontology annotation, molecular function: FFAT motif binding. The transcript has 7 exons. Gene Ontology annotation, biological process: endoplasmic reticulum membrane organization. The record is from RefSeq and is a predicted model, not a curated record. Gene Ontology annotation, cellular component: endoplasmic reticulum membrane; plasma membrane.
GCUCAGUACACGAAAUCGUCUUGGCAGAUGACAAGGGAGAAUAAAAUUGAUACAUCUUAAAAAGGGUAAUACGUGGCCAUUUCAUCAGCUACGAUGGCGAAAACAGAACAAGUGUUAAAAUUAGAGCCAGACAACGAAUUACGCUUCAGAGGUCCUUUUACGGACGUGGUCACUGCUGAACUGAAGUUGGUAAAUCCCUCAGAAAAAAGAGUAUGUUUCAAAGUCAAAACUACAGCACCAAAGCGCUAUUGUGUGCGACCCAACAGUGGAAUCAUUGAGCCAAAUCAGUCUGUCAGUGUUGCAGUCAUGCUACAGCCAUUUGAUUAUGACCCACAAGAAAAGAAUAAACACAAAUUCAUGGUUCAGACAAUGUUUGCUCCUGAUGGUCCUAUUGAAAGCCAGGAACAGUUGUGGAAGGAGGCAACUCCAGACAAAUUAAUGGACUCCAAGUUGAAGUGUGUUUUUGAAAUGCCAGCAGACAGUAGUCAUGGUCCUGUGACAAAGCAGGUAAAAGAAUCAGAAGAAAAACCAGCUUCCAGCAAACCUGUCAAACAAGUCCAGUUAGAAACCUCUCCACCUACAUAUGCAUCAAUAGUGGAAUCUGAGCAAGGGAAGAAAGGUGAAGAUAUUCAAAGCUUACAGGCAGAGGUGAAAAAAUUGAAUGAAGAAAACGCAAAGUUAAAGGAAACGGAGGUCAGACUGAGAAAAGUAGCAAUUAAAGAUACAGUGUCCUCUCCCCCCUCAUCAAGUGCACCUGCACCUGCACAACAGGCCAUCCCAAACCUUCCUCCCAUUGUUUACCUAGUGAUCACGUUCAUUUUAGGACUUCUUAUUGGAAAAUUCAUCUUUUGAAAUUUAUCAUUAACAGACAAAACAUAGAUUUGGAAAGUUCCGAGAAAUUUGAUUUUGAUAGUAACAGCUGAUCAACCAUGAGAAAAUGUUCUACCUGUCGCGGUUGAUUGCUCCAGCUCCAGUUUAUUUCAGGCACCAGCUAUUAAAUUUACUGUCCAAAGAUUUCUUUUCUUGAUUACAAAUUUAAGUAGGUUCUUUGAAGAAAUUUUUCUUCUUGUUCAUUGUAAAAAAAAGAAAUGUUCAUGUUCAAAAUCAAUUUUAAGAAUCCUACAUUGAUGUUUAAUUUUAUUGACUUAAAUGUAUGGUAUGUGAGAUUUUAGUUUGUUACAUACAUCAGGUACUCUGUACAAGCUUACCUAAAGACAUAGAGAAAAAAUGUACAUUGUACAUUGUACAUAGGUACAUUGUCUGAUGUGUGAUAAAUAAAAUAUUGUUGAUGCAAUAAUUAUAUGAUAUGAUGGUGUAUAAUGUAAAUAUACACUGUCUGAUACAUGCAUGAGUUACUGUAAGGCUGGCUGUGUAUUUACUAUCAGGACAUGGUGUGCAAUGUAUUGUUUGCCAAGUAAAUGCAUGUUGAUGUUAAAUUUGUUUACAGACUUGUAAUUAUUUCAUGAACCAGUAAAUCAUUGACAGUAGGUCUUUGUUCCCCACCCUCGUCAUUACAUAGACAAUGAAAUAUAUACAAUCUUUUUACUUGUUAUUAUACAUCAGUUAGUAGUAGAUAGUUGCUCUGAAAUUUGUUUUACUGGGAAUAUUUGUAAGACUUUGUAUGUUUUGUUGAAUGUGUUAAAAUGUAGAGAGUUUGUUAGAGUUUUUAUCAAGUUAAUAUGUUUUCAACAGAAAAUCAAGAUGUUCUUUGACAGCCCUAUCCAUAAAUCAGUGUUUUUAACCUUGCCAGACAUUUUUGGAGCAAAAUAAAAAAAAAUGUUCUAACCUAAAAAUAUUGUAUAGUUACAUAAAUCUAUGACCAAAGUUUUCAAAAUAUUCUUGUCUUCAACAAAUGUCAAGAUAUUUUCAGUCUACGAUAUGAUAGAAAAUACAGAAUAAAAAUUAUUUUAAAAAAGUACAGAGCAUGCUAGCAUCUGUAAAGUAGGUUGGAUUGAAUUUCAAUAAAUGUGUCUUCCAAUCGACAGACAGGAAACUAAGAUAUUAGGAAUCUGUUAGAUUUGUAUCAUCAUUCUGACUUGCAAUGCUGAUGGAACACAAUAUUCUUACUAUUAAAAAAAAAUCUGUUGGAGGUUGCUUAUGUAUUUGGUUUUGAUUUUUUUAAACAUCUUUAUUAUACAGUAUAAAUUGCUGGUUCUGAUACUAUUUUGCACAGAACAGGUUGGUAAAUUGUGAGCCUUUUAUGUCCUCUUUGAAGCAAUUUAAGUCGCAGUAAAAAUCCUAUACCAAAAUCUUUGGAAGAUUUGCUGCUUAUCAAACUUCAGUAUUGGGGAGGGGAUGCCCUGUUUGAUAAUUUCUGAAGUAAUCACAUGUUGAAAUGCAGUAGAUUGGAUUUGAUUGAGUUUUGUGAAGUUGAUGAGGAAGAAAAUUUAGGUUGCUCAGUUUUUAUUGCUUGCUAAUAUCAAUGAAUACACACCAAUGAAGGCUUUUUAAGAUUUCAGACUUGUAGCCAUUCCUAUAAAAUGUCCACAAAAUACUGCAAGAUUUUGGUGAUGGAACUUACGUCUAGUUGGUCUAGGGAGAAGGUUAAGUUAUAUAGAACUUACUUGCACUGUGGAUGUUUACCUGAUAAUAAUCUCAGUCUAACCAUAAACUCAUAAGGUGUAUGUAAUUAUUUAUUGUAUAUAUAUGCCAAUCUAUGAAAGGUUGUACCUUUGUACCUCUCAAGUACAUGUAUCAUCUAAAUGGUCCAACAGAAUCUAUUAUUAAGGGAAUUAUUUAAUUAAAAAUUAGUACAUUGCAAUGUGUUUAUAUAUGCAUAUCUUGGAAGGAAGGUAUAAUGAUGUGGCACUGUCUGUCUAGCUGUCCUUCUGUCUGACUUGGACACAGUUUUUAGCUCACCUGAGCUGAAAGCUCAAGUGAGCUUUUCUGAUCACCGGUCGUCCGUCCGUCUGUCCGUCCGUCUGUAAACUUUUCACAUUUUCAACUUCUUCUCAAGAGCCACUGGGCCAAUUUUAACCAAAUUUGGUACAAAGCAUCCUUGAGUAAAGGGGAGUUUAAAUUGUUAAAAUAAAGGGCCAAACCCCCUUACAAGGGGAGAUAAUCAAGAAAAGACAAAAAUAGGGUGGGGUCAUUAAAAAAUCUUCUCAAGAACCACUAGGCCAGAAAAGCUGAAACUUAUGUGGAAGUAUCCUGGGGUAGUGUAGAUUCUAAAUUGUUAAAAUCAUGACCCCUGGGGGAAGGGUGGGGCCACAAUAGGGAAUCCAAGUUUUACAUUGAAAUAUAUAGAAAAAAUCUUUAAAAAUCUUCUUCUCAAGAACCACUGGGCCAGAAAAGCUGAAACUUAUAUGGAAGCAUGCUGGGGUAGUGUAGAUUCUAAAUUGUUAAAAUCAUGACCCCCAGGGGAAGGGCGGGGUCACAAUAGGGAAUCCAAGUUUUACAUUGAAAUAUAUAGAAAAAAUCUUUAAAAAUCUUCUUCUCAAGAACCAUUGGGCCAGAAAAGCUGAAACUUACUGGAAGCAUGCUGGAGUAGUGUAGAUUCUAAAUUGUUAAAAUCAUGACCCCUGGGGGAAGGGCGGGGCCACAAUAGGGAAUCCAAGUUUUACAAUGAAAUAUAUAGAAAAAAUCUUUAAAAAUCUUCUUCUCAAGAACCACUUGGUCAGGAAAGCUAAGAGUUUUGUAGAAGCAUCCUGGGGCAGCGUAAAUUCUAAACUAUUCAAAUCUUGACCCCUGGGGGUCACAAUAGGGAAUCCAAGUUUUACAUUGAAAUAUAUAGGAAAUAUCUUUAAAAAAUUUCUCCUCAAAAACCUCUUGGCCAGUAAAGCUGAAACUUAUAUGGAAACAUCCUGGGGUAGUGUAGAUUUUAAAUUGUUAAAAUCAUGACCCCCAUGGGUAGGGCGGGGCCACAAUAGGUAUUACAAAAAGAUCGUCUGGUGAAGAACAGCAGGGCCGAAGUUAUUCAGGUGAGCGUUGUGGCCCAUGGGCCUCUUGUUUUUUCUAGUUGUUACUGAUUUCAGGUUAGCAUUGCAAAGGGAGGUAAUGCUUACAAACAAUGGCGAGAAUAAAUUUUAGAAAAAAUAUAUUGAUCUGCAUUAUACUGCAUUGAUACAUUAUAUUUAAUUUUAUGAAUAUUUAAGUUUGUUUAUUCAUCACUAACAUAUACAAAUUUCAUUUUAAAAUGUUAGUUUAAAGAGACAUGCCAAGAAAUUCAAAGAUAUACAGUCUCGUUUAGUAUGUUGCAUUAAGACUCCUGAGUCUUGCAUUGUAAUUGCCUCUACUGGAUCUGUCAAAUUAAAGGCUAUUUAUAGUUGCUGACUGCAAAGAAAAAAAUGUAUUAUUAGCUUACAUUACGGUGCAUUAAUUUUAAUUUAUCAAGGAAUAUUAAAUAAUACUUUUAUUUAUAAGAAAAACAUGUAAUGAUCAGUAGAAUAUUUAAAAAGAUGCCUUGAUGAACAGGUUGAUGAUAUGCUGUGGGUAGUGCUGUUUUGUGUGUGUGUGAACUAUCUAUAGACACACUCUGACUUCAGAUUUAAGAUAUUAAGAUAGGUUAAGAUAUAUAUUUCACAUAUCCACCAAUGAAUUAUUUGGUAGCAGUCAUGUAUCAUUUUAAUAACUUUCCAUGUAUUAAUUUCUGAUAGUUUCAUUAUUUUACUUCAAACUGCGUAUCUUCCUGUCUCAUUACCUGUAUCAUGUAUAAGCAUGCUAGAGUCGAAUAAACUGGUAACAGAUUGUAUACCAAGGCAGCCAUUUUCUUGAUAUUACACAAUUUGGUGUAUUAAUGUUACCAAAAAUAAAGUGUAAAGCUGCCAAAGUUCUCGAUCAUUAAAACUUGCACAGAAUAUAUA